Molecule: messenger RNA, 5377 nt
Organism: Trachemys scripta elegans
Lineage: Eukaryota; Metazoa; Chordata; Testudines; Emydidae
Product: creatine kinase U-type, mitochondrial
Exons: 9
Coding region: 4137-5246 (369 amino acids)
Biological process (GO): phosphocreatine biosynthetic process
Cellular component (GO): mitochondrion
Molecular function (GO): creatine kinase activity
Source: RefSeq, a predicted model, not a curated record
UUUUUUACAGGCUUUUGUCAUCUGUCCCCUUUGAACCUAGUGUACAGCCCUCCUCACUAACUUGCUAGUUGGUGCCUCUUGGUCUGCUGAGAAGAGAUGGGGUGCACCUGAUCUUCCUCCCGGAACAGCAUCCCAUUGUCAAGGAAGUCAAAGCUGUCCCAUCAACACUAUCUGCAUAGCCAAGCAUUCAUCUCCAGGACGUGCAUUUCCCUGCCUGGGCCCUUACCCUCAACUGGAAGCAUGGACAUGAACACAGCCUGUGUCCCUGACCCCUUCGCCCUGGCUCCCAGAGCGCUGUAGUCACUGCUGAUCUGCUCAGGGUAUGUCCAGUUGGAAGACCCAGACUUGCAGUGUGGCUGUGCAGCAAGGCUUAUGAGCAUUCAUGUGAUACUUUUGGAACUGUUAAAUACUAUGCACUCUGCAACAAGAGGCACCUUCUCAGAGUGUCUUCUGAAGGAUGCUCCUUGCUGGCUGAAUAUGUGCGGCUUUAGCUGUCAAAGAAAGGACAAACUCCUGCACCUGUUAGGGCACAAAAGUAACUGACCUCUGUAGACUACAAUCACCUGGCUUUGGAUAAUAUUCAGAGGCUUUCAUUUUGACUAUUUCAGACCAAAGGGUUAAAGUGGCAUUAUGCAAAGCCACUUCUUCAUUUGAAAGCAUUUUGUCAGGCUCACUCACCAGAAAAAAAGUCAUCCAAAUGUUUUGUAGAUAAAGUUCUUGCUUCAGAUUAUAGUGGCUUGGCCAGCACUAGCUAGUGUUAUUGUGCUGCAUAGAACUGUGGUGGACUUGCCUUGUCCAUGCUGUGCAUGGACUGAAAUUGCAGAACCCUAUAUAGCAUUUCUCAUCUUGCCUGUAAUAGUGUGUAGUUUCCACCCCUAAGGGAAGUAGGGCUUUAUAUCUUUGUGGGCGCUUGGACAUGAUCCUUCUUGUUGUACAUAAGAUCAUUGUCUCUCUUCAAUCAGCUCAGAAAAUGCAAUAUCACAAGUUGACUAUUGUUGCGGUGUAACUGGAUGGUUUUGCUUUAUGAUUAGUUUUACUAAAGUAGGAAGAAAGUCAUGGUGAGUGAUUUGAUUGCUAACGAUGCAGUUUGUCUUCCCCAGAUAUUCUGAGCAACAUGCCACCAUCUCCUCUCAGAUUGUUCUCUCAAAUGUUUCUAUUUUAUGAAGUUUGCCCUUGUGGGUUUCUCUCAGGCAAGCAUUGCAACAGGACUAGCUGGAGGACGUGCUUGCUCUGGUGGCUAUAGAAGCAGGUGAACAGGCUGCUCUCAGACCAGCUUCAGAAUGUUGUCUUUCUGGGUUCAAUACAACUCUGACGUGUCAAAUUCAACUUCCUUGUGUAUUUCUGAAAACACCCCCAUGAUAGAGCAUUGGUGGCACAUCAUCUAAACUAGAAAACUUAUCCAGCAGCUGCCAAUAGAAUUAACUUCUCCUGCUUUUUGCUGAUGGCAUCAUCAAAUUCUGUCUAGCACUGGUAGCUUUUGACAGUUUUGCCUUCUUUUCAUUUUCUUGACAGAUAACACAUAUUCAAAGUUUGUGACGAGUUUCUCUCUUUGAUGUAAGCUUUAAGGGGCUUGUAUCCUCCAUGUCUUCAUAUACUAUAACUUCCCUAUUGAGGUAGAAGUCCCAGAGUAUAUUGUUAGCAUUACCACACCAUUUUCAUUUUGUACAAUAUACAGCUCUAAAUUGGCACAAAUCUCUAUGUUAGUAUCCAACUUGCCCUUUUUGUUUAGUGAGCACUUUGAUCCAAGUGCAAUAUGCAGCUGUGAAUUGUCAUUCCAACACUAAUACUGACUUGUGCAUAGAAGUGUCACUGAAUUAAAAAGCCAGUUUCUAGAACAUUUCAAAGGCUAGAAUUGCAUGCACAGGCAAUUACAAACUAAAACCUUUUGCCAGGCAGACUAGAUGCUACUUUGUAUGGAGCAAAAGCUUACAGCUGGAGAAGAUUACAUUGGAGAAGUUCAUGUAUAUUUAUAUCUACUCACUAUGCAGUACAAACUAAGACCAUGCAAUCUACUGCUUCUGGUUCACAAUAUUCAGUGUGACACUGAUCUAAACAGAAAAUUUCAGUUGAAAAAUAUAGAAAACUAUUGUAAUCACUCGUGAGACCCUUUGACAAUUACGAAUGUGAUGUGAAAAUAUUUCAUGUUAGUAUAUUGCAAAAUGUUUAUAUUCACCACUUUUGCCACAUGCUAAACAGCUUAAUUUCUGGAAAAAAAACUUGCCGAUGGAAAACUGAUACAGAUCUUUUGAUACAUUGUUCGGUAGCAUUGACCACAAACCCCAUAUUAAGGUUUUGAAACUGAACAGUCAUAACGGCAGUCAAUCACAGUCAUGUUGCAGUGUCUCUGUAACUGUGCAAAAAAUGACUUUCAUUUCAGGUACCGUUGUUUCACCUCGCCUACAGGCUUAUGUCACGACUUGAUAGCUCCACAUCAUACCUCAUCGAAACAUACAUAACAGCAGCUUUCCAAUGAUCUAUGACGUGGGGGGGUGUACAUGAAACUCCAACAAUAAGCUCCUUUGUUGAGAAUUGCCCCAUACCUAUUGGCUUGGCCUUGCCUUGAACAGCACCCCAAAGGCUCAGAGACCACAAGCCAAAGCACAAGAACCCAAUCUGUAUUAUGGCUGAAAAGGCGAUUUAACACAAUCUCCUGAUUUGGGGGACUGAGUCAAGAUUUUUUGGAUGUUUGGGGCAGGCAAUCCUGUAAAGGUCAAAUAGGGGGGUCCCCCGGUAUUCAGCAGCCAGUAACUGGAGAUACAAAUGCCAGGAUGCUUCCUCCCAGGAGAUUACAGUAUCAGUCCGUGACCCGCUUUGUACAGGAGUGCGACAUGUCAGUGACGUGCCGAUGGGACACGAUGAACAGGUGCCAGCAGGGUGUUCAGGAGGAGUACUUGGCACACUCCCUGCGUUUUGUAGGACCAAUCAAAACUUGUGCCCUGCAGAUGGUUUCCUUCAGCAGCUCUUUACAAGUGGAGCCCUUAACACCUUACAGGCAGCUGCAUUCUGCUGGAUUGUCUGGCCCCGGCGGGAGCUGCUCAGCCAGCUCUGGAAACACUGAAAGGGCCGGGGGCUCCCGCCUCUCCUCCCGGGGAAUCUGCCCAGCUAGAAUUCACAAUGUCACGGGGAAGAGGCUGUGGAUGCAUGUCUGGGACCAGCAGCGUGUGUCCGUGACAAGGCAUCUCAGGUUGGACAUGGGGAAAUAGCUCGCUCGUGGCAGAGGGCAAACACCAGUGUGAGGAACGCUGGACCAGCCAGGCUAUGCUGCAGGGGGGGCAAGCUCUCCUUGGAGCUGAGGUGGUCUGGACCAGUUUUACUCCUGCGAGCCCCUGCAGCUUGAGGCAGUAUGGGAAGGAAAGCGCGCUCUGCCUGGAGCAGACUGGAUUUAGUCCCCCUGUGGAGCAGUCAGCCUGUGGCCAGUGGUGUCUGCUCACAGCAGUCAGCAGAAGCUGGAUUCAGAGAAGCUGCAGGGCCUUGCCCAGCCAGAGGGCCCACUGUUCCCAUGUAGGCGAGAGAGGCAGACACAUUCCUGGGGCCCCACAAUGGAGGCGGCUGCACUCACAGAGCUGUGCAUUGUAUGGCAUGCCAAGCAGGGGAGGCAGCAACAGAAGGGGACUGUGACUGCUACAAAUACCCCAUGCCCCGAGGGCAGUGCCUGUGCUGAAAUAGAGGCUGCUGCUCCUACCCCAGCGGGCCAACAUCUGCUGAGCUCUGGCCCCACAGCCCCUAGCUCCCACCCAGCUUCCCUGCAACAGCCUGAAGAGGCAGCCCUCGCGGGCUAGAACACACUGUUUGCAAAGGGGCUCACCCGUCACCUCUGUGUGUCUUUUCCUAGGAAUGGGAAUGCUCUGGGUACCUCUGUCACCCUCUGACUGUAGGAUCAGAGCACCUACAAUGCGGGCUGGGGACAGGUCAUGCUCUCCAGGACAGAGGCUGGCCCCAUGACCCGCGGCAGCUGCUGUCUAGCACUGAAAGACUCAUUCCAAGCCAUUCGCCCUUUUGUCUGAGCUAACAGGGGCCCGUCUCAGAUUGCCCAUUAGCAGGAGGAAGGGUUCAGCUCACAGAGGCUGUGACCAGGUGCCCUCCCUGCCAAGCUGCCGGUGAACACAGGAAAAGCACAAAGCUUCUCUAAGCCGAGAAUGAGCGCUGAAUAUCCAGAUCUCCGGAAACACAACAACUGCAUGGCAAGUAACCUGACCCCAGCCAUCUACGCCCAGCUCUGCGAUAAAACCACCCCCAACAGCUGGACCCUAGACCAGUGCAUCCAGACAGGUGUGGACAACCCUGGGCACCCCUUCAUUAAGACUGUGGGCAUGGUAGCAGGUGACGAAGAAUCCUAUGAGGUGUUCGCGGACCUGUUUGACCCUGUGAUUCAGGAGAGACACAAUGGUUACAACCCACGGACCAUGAAACACCCCACGGACUUGGAUGCCAGUAAGAUUAAGUCCGGCUACUUCGACGAGCGCUACGUGCUCUCCUCGCGCGUCCGGACGGGGCGCAGUAUCCGCGGGCUCAGCCUGCCCCCUGCCUGCACCCGCGCCGAGAGGCGGGAGGUGGAGAAGGUGACUGUGGAUGCCCUGAGCGGCCUGACAGGAGACCUGGCCGGCCGGUACUAUCGCCUCAGCGAGAUGACGGAGAAGGAGCAGCAGCAGCUCAUUGAUGAUCACUUCCUCUUUGACAAGCCCGUCUCCCCCUUACUGACGGCAUCAGGAAUGGCCCGGGACUGGCCUGACGCCCGAGGAAUCUGGCACAAUAAUGAGAAGACCUUCCUGAUCUGGAUUAAUGAGGAGGAUCACACCCGCCUCAUCUCCAUGGAGAAGGGCGGCAACAUGAAGCGGGUCUUUGAGAGGUUCUGCAAGGGCCUGAAGGAGGUGGAGAGACUAAUCCAGGAGCGAGGCUGGGAGUUCAUGUGGAAUGAGAGGCUGGGCUACAUCCUGACGUGUCCGUCCAACCUGGGCACCGGGCUGCGUGCCGGGGUCCACAUCAAACUGCCGCUGCUGAGCAAGGACACCCGAUUCGCCAAGAUCCUGGAGAACCUGCGGCUGCAGAAGCGCGGGACAGGCGGGGUGGACACGGCCACCACCGGCACCACCUUUGACAUCUCCAAUCUGGAUCGCUUGGGAAAAUCUGAGGUGGAGCUGGUGCAGCUGGUGAUAGAUGGAGUGAACUACCUGAUCGACUGUGAGCGGCGGCUGGAGAAGGGCCAGGAAAUCCGCAUCCCCUCGCCCGUGCCUCAGUUCCGGCACUAAACGUGAGCCCUGCUUGGAUGGGCCUCAGCUCCGGAGCCCCCCAGCCCCUCCCUGUAGUCUGACCGGUCCUACUGGCUGUUGUGUUACCCACAAUGCACUGUACCAGCCUCCAUAAACCUCUGCUGCUGUAA